UCUGCACAGCACAGAUUUACGAUAGACGGCCUCGUUCUACAGCAGAACCUGUCCCCGAUCGAACAAGGACAGUUGCUCUUUUUUUUUUCCACACGAGCCCCGGAAUUAUACGAAAAGCAUUUCCACAGACUCGGGAGAACUGAUUUUUAGUUUGUCGUUUAAAAGUGAGUUCACAAAGUAAAAAAAAGUCACGUUUUUCUUCUGAUAAAAUAAUUUGCGGCACCCAAGGCUGAAGUUCAUCACGGGAGGGGGUUUCUUGUUGUGUAUUCUUUUAGCGCAAAAAAUCAGCACAGGCUAAUAAGGAGGAAUUGCAGAUACCAAGGCGCGCGGUGUCAUGCGGUACGGGUGCUGUGCCUCUAAAUAGCAGGAUGGAGUGCGACGUCGCUAUCGUUUUUCAUGACCAGACUCCCAUGCCCACCGUGCUGUGGGUGCUGGACAUUUUGAAGGCCAAGGCUCCGGAGCUAUUGGUGGAGAUAAGUCACAUCCCAUGCACCGUGCUGCACCUCACGGCCAGCCACAAUGACCUGGUGAGAGGUGCGGAGACCAUGGGCCUGAGGAAGGACAGGCACUGCGAUUUCCAGAAAUUACGAAAAAAUUGGUUUCCCAAGAAGGCUGCAAACUUUGUGCACGCCUACAAUUCUCCCGACACGGACCCCCUCACCUCGCAGGAGCGUCAGGCCAUCAUCUGCCACACGCUGGACAACGUGCGAGCCCGCUCAGGGGAACGCGUGGGCAACGUGAACUUCCUGGAGGGACAGGCCAUCUUUCCAGAGUUGCUGGCCAAGGGAAUGGUGGCUCAAAUUUUCCCUCUCCACGAGCCUCGGGCCCUGGCACAUUUCGCUAAGACAUGGAUGUACGGCUUCUUGGAAAAGCAGCCGCUAGACCAGAUUUGCGAGUACUUUGGGGUGAAAGUGGCCGUGUACUUCGCUUGGCUGGGCUUCUACACGUCGGCCAUGUUCUACCCUGCAUUCUUUGGGCUCCUGCUCUGGCUCUGCACAACCUCCGACCAGACGAGCCAGGACAUCAGCUGCGUGGCGUUCUCGCUGUUCAAUGUGGUGUGGGCGACGCUGUUCCUGGAGGGCUGGAAGAGACACAGUGCCGAGCUCUCUCACAGGUGGGGGACCCUCGACUCGCUGCCCGGCCUGCUGGAGGAGCCUCGCCCUCAGUUUUGUGGCAGGAGGCGCAUAAGCCCCAUCACAGGCCUCGAGGAGUUCUACUACCCUCCGUGGAGACGACGCAUGUUCCGCUACCUCGUCAGCAUCCCCUUGUGCCUCUUGUCGCUGUCGGCCGUCUUUCUGGCCAUGUUUGCGUGCUUUGAGUUACAGGAGUACGUGAAGGCUAUUGACGGCGUGACGCCCUUGAUGCAGUUCCUGCCGAAGCUGCUGCUGGCCCUGGUGGUUUCCCUCCUUGAUGAGGUCUACAAGAGGAUCGCGUUCUGGCUCAACCAUCUCGAAAAUUACAGACUGCAGAAAGCUUAUGAGAAGCAACUGAUAAUCAAGCUCGUCUCGUUCCAGUUUGUGAAUUCUUUCUCAAGCCUCUUCUACAUUGCCUUCUACCUGGGUGACAUGCAGAGGCUCAAGGAGCAACUGGCGGCGUUCUCUCUGGUGACCGAGGCAACUCGCAAGGUGAAGACGGCGCUGCUACCGCACCUCCUCUUCAAGCUCCACCUCCUCAUUAACUUCCUGCGGGGAUAUAACCUCCUGCUCGUAGGCAUGCCCUGGAUCACCGUGCGGCAACUCAAGCCUGCUCUUCACGCUUUGGGCAGCGCCGCCCUGGCUGCACUACGCUGCCGGCCCGCCAACCCUCUACCUAUUUUCCCCACGCCAGCAGCACCACCGCAUACGUACUACAAUCACGAGACCGAACCCGGUGGUUGUAGUGAGGUAUCACAGGGCGCGGAUGGCAUUGGAAGAGCUGUCCCCUGCGUGAACAUGCUCUCCCACGAGGAUAAUAUCGACGAUGACAACGACGACAACAAAAUAAAUGGCUCCACCUCAGAUGUGAGCACGCAAAAUGAGAUCAAAAUAGGCACAGCGCAGAUCGUGAAUUGGACCAGGUCAAAGGGGGCAGUACCCUUGAGCCGUGACGAUCUUGGUGAGGGGACAGCAGCUGGGGAGCAGCUAACAGCAGUGGCAGAGCUGAUGGGGGAGAAGGAACGCAUGGAGGAGAUACAGCUGAUACGGACCGUGGAGAUUGACCAAGAGGUGAAGCUACUGGCGGAGAUGGAGCUGCACGGAAAGGCUCCACCAGUGUCCCAGGUGGUGAUUGAGAGCUGCAUGAAGAAGUACGAGGACACAUUCCAGGAUUACCUCGAGAUGUUCAUCCAGUUUGGCUACGUCACCCUGUUCUCGUCCACUUUCCCGCUCACGGCCCUCUUUGCGUUUCUCAACAACCUCGCUGAGAUUCGCACGGACGCGUUCAAGCUGUGCACGGCCCUGCAGCGGCCGUUCGGGCAGCGCGUCAAGAACAUCGGCAUGUGGCAGAAUAUCAUGGAGGCAAUGGGUGUGAUCGCCAUUGUGGUGAACUGUGCACUCAUUAGCAAGGGUGGCCACCUAGAGAGGCUGUUCCCCUGGUUGCCGGUCAACACCUCUCUGCUGCUGGUUGUGACUUUGGAGCACUUUGCAUUGCUUAUUAAGUACGUGAUCCACAUGGCAAUUCCUGACAUCCCUUAUUGGGUGUUGGAGCGAAUGGCACAGCUCGAGUUCCAGAGGAGGGAAGCAUUGAAGCAUCAGGAGAUGCAGGAAAUGGUGGACCAGGAGCAUCAGGAUGGAGACUCUCUGAAGGAGCAUACCAGCCAGGAAGCCUUGGUGAAGAGAAGAGCUGAAUCACACAGAGAACAUACCACAUAACAGCUGAAAUAGCAUCCAUAUGCAAGCCAUAUUAAAACAUGAUUUAUAAUGUGUAGCGCGCACAGUUUUCGUUCACUCAGAGUGAGAACUAUUCAGAAGCAUGGGAAACCACAGACACGUGGAAACGCAGCCAGAUCCGGUGCUAACAAUUGCCAAGUUUUGUCGUCCUCGAUUGGGAUAUUUGGCCAACUUCAUUAUCGAGUGUGGGAGGAAGCCACACUCAAUCAUCACGGCGUCACACAGCCGCCCUGUCACGUGACUAUGUCAUUACAACGCCACACAAACCGUCCCAAUUGCCACGUGGUUUUGGCAUCACAGCGUCGCACAACUGCCCUGCCACGUGACUGGGGAUUCUUCGUCGUGCAGGAUGCCACCUGUCCGGGUUUAAUCCUGGAAUUGGGAUUUGUGUUCGGGUGGCAGGAAUCGAUUUGUUACGGGAUCUGGUGGUGCUGCGUUCAAUGAUCAAGGCAACCUGCGGCUCCGGAGCUGCGUGUGGAUCUUUAAGGACUGCUUCGUGACGUUAUUCACAUGCAUUGCAACUCUUGACAUAUUGAGUUUUUUUGUAAAAAAAAAACUUAUUUCGGUUGCCGACUCCUGAUCUUGGCUGACAGGAAUAUGUAUGGAUGUGGUCUAUGGGAAAGGUGGAAACCUUCCUCUUCGGGUCUCUACACCUCUGGGUCGGCAUCCAUACUCGGCUCCCACACGGGGACACCUGGACAUCUGUAAAAAAGAGCCUCAUAGCUCAUUGGAUUUCUCCACUCUAAAUAAAGAU
Molecule: messenger RNA, 3621 nt
Organism: Lethenteron reissneri (Far Eastern brook lamprey)
Lineage: Eukaryota; Metazoa; Chordata; Hyperoartia; Petromyzontiformes; Petromyzontidae
Product: anoctamin-8-like
Biological process (GO): chloride transmembrane transport
Cellular component (GO): plasma membrane
Molecular function (GO): chloride channel activity
Source: RefSeq, a predicted model, not a curated record